AUGACCUCCUCCGACUCCUCUCCGUCCUCCGAAUCAAACCAGUGGUCUUCCGCAAUCGGACACGCGAGCACUGGGAAAUCAGGACGAGUGAUCGAGCGGCUACAAGGAGACAUUGACCGAUUACGCCGAGAAAAGCAAUUACUCAAAGUCCGGCAUGAGGAGGCUGAAAAGGCUACGGAAAACCUCGCUACACGCAAUCAAUAUCUUCAGGAUCGCAACAGCAACUACGAACAAUCGCACGAAGCCAACGUGCGGCAGAUAGCUCGAAAAGAGAGACAGGUGGAGGACCUGCGAGAAGAACUACGCAGGGAAAAGUUAAAGACCGCUAAGGCGGAGCACCAGGCUGAGGUGGCUGCGUCCAACGAAGAGAUCUGGAGGGAUCAAGCCAGUCAAGCCAAAAGCCUGGCCGCACAAAGAGAGUCGGAGUACGAUACCAUUGUCGCUUGCAGGAAGAAUGAUUACGAGCGCCAUCAGCAAGGCCUGGACAAAAUCAAGAGCAAUUUCAGUGUAUUGCUCAGGAGACAGGACGACGACUUGGAAAAGCAGAAAAAAUUAGAGAUCAUUGCUGAGCAGCAACGGCAAACCAUUCUUCAGCUAGAAGAUCUCACGAAGAAGUUGACCACCAAUUUCAAAGCUUACAGGAGCGAGAUCGACUCGGCAAUCGCAGAUCUACGGGAAAAGGCCAGCUCAAAUGAUAGCGCCAUAACUCGGAAAUUGGAGGAGAUGAGUGAGGUUACGGGCCAAAUGCGCUGGGUCUUGAAUGUGGAUGAUAUUGUGAAUCACAAUCACCGGGAUCCACCACCGCCACCGAUGACAAGACCGAUAUCCCAGGGGAGGGACCAACUUGAUGGUCAUUCCGGACCAUCAACUGCACGAAAUGGCGAAAAGGAAAAGGAAAAGGAUUCUGGUCGACGCAGCCCGACCAAAGGAUUGUUGACAAAGCACCGGCGGAAAGAGUCGACUAAAUCGUCGAAAUAA
Exophiala aquamarina CBS 119918 is the source of this 978-nucleotide messenger RNA. RefSeq lists its product as uncharacterized. The transcript has a single exon. The coding region runs from base 1 to 978 and encodes 325 amino acids. NCBI's taxonomy places the organism in Eukaryota, Fungi, Ascomycota, Eurotiomycetes, Chaetothyriales, Herpotrichiellaceae. The record is from RefSeq and is a predicted model, not a curated record.